Parastagonospora nodorum SN15 is the source of this 1515-nucleotide messenger RNA. RefSeq lists its product as hypothetical. Gene Ontology annotation, cellular component: membrane. Bases 1 to 1515 code for a protein of 504 amino acids. The record is from RefSeq and is a predicted model, not a curated record. Gene Ontology annotation, biological process: transmembrane transport. NCBI's taxonomy places the organism in Eukaryota, Fungi, Ascomycota, Dothideomycetes, Pleosporales, Phaeosphaeriaceae. Gene Ontology annotation, molecular function: transmembrane transporter activity. The transcript has 5 exons.
AUGGCGAACAAAGCAGACCAACCGCCCACAGGCCUGGAGCCCGUUAUCCACGGUAGCACUCUAGUUUCGGUGGCUCCGCAUAUUGCUUUUGACACCGAGAAAGAGAAGGUCGAACAGCACAGUAUGCUUGAAGCUGUUCAGUCAAAUGUCACCGCCGAGGACAAGGAUGCUCAAAGAGCAAACUCCAUCGAAGCACUCGGCAUACCAGAUUGGGAGGCAAAGCAGAAGAAGUUACGCCAGCUUAACAUUCGUGAUAGUCAAGCGCGCCUCGACGAUGAUUUCGAAGAGACAUUACAGCUCGGGAAUACGGACUACAGCACAGCUGUUGCACUUCUCACGGUUGGUUACAUGUUGGCCCAACUACCUUCGAACAUGCUUAUCACCCGUGUGCGACCUGCCAUCUAUUUGCCACUAUGUGCGUUUUUGUGGUCCGGUGUCUCUGCGGCGACCGCAGGUGUCACCAGUGCAAAUCAACUCUUCGCGGUGCAAUUUGUUCUUGGUAUAAUCGAAGCUCCUCUUUUCCCAGGCGCAGUGUAUUUGAUGUCCUGCUGGUACACGCGUAGCGAACUUGCACUUCGCACCGCGUUGCUUUACUCUGGUCUCGUUCUAGCUCAGGCUUUCAGCGGACUCAUCGCUGCUGGUGUCUUUAGUGGUAUGAAGGGACUCGCGGGCAUAGCUGGAUGGCAAUGGCUAUUUAUCCUCGAGGCAGCAAUGAGUGCUUUUUUUGCGAUAACUGCCUUCUGGAUUCUGCCGAAUUAUCCCCACUCAAAGAAUGGAUCAGCCAUGUGGUCGAUGACCGAAGAUAUGCGUCGAAUCGCAAUUGCGCGCAUCGAAGCUGAUCGUGUCGAGGACGCUACCGACUCAACAGUCUGGCAAGGUCUGCGUCUUGCACUUACAGACGUCAAAACCUACAUCUUCAUCUUCAUGAAUAUCUUCAUGACUUCAUCCUACGGCUUCAACAACUUCUUCCCAACCAUGGUUCGUGGCUUUGGCCUCGGCUCCAGCACUAUCGCCCUCGUCCUGACCGCUCCACCUUACAUCUUGGGUACUGCUGUCUCCUUCUUCGUCGCAUGGAAUUCCGACCGCAAGAAGGAACGUGGGUUUCAUAUCAUGGCAAACAACUGCAUCUCAAUCGUUGGCUUCAUCAUCUCCGUCGCCACACUCAACACCGCAGCACGCUACACCGCCGCCUUCCUCUACACCUCAGGCAGUUUCUCCGCUAAUGCCCUCGUAUAUACAUGGGCCGUCAGCUCCCUGUCCCAAACGCCCGAGAAGCGAGCGGCCGGCGGCGCGAUUGUGAAUAUCUGUGGUCAUCUCGGAAACGUGAUGAGUCCGUACUUCUUCCCGGAUUCGGACAGACCGAGAUAUACAAUGGCGAUGAUUCUGCAGAUUGUGUUUGCGGCACUCACGUUUUGCAUGGCGUUUGGAAGCAAGACGUACCUGAAGAGGCAGAACAAGAAGUUGAAGAGCGUUAGCGACGAGACUGGGCGCAUAUACAAUCCGUUCACGACGUAA